This is a messenger RNA of Triticum turgidum subsp. durum (durum wheat), 873 nucleotides long. NCBI's taxonomy places the organism in Eukaryota, Viridiplantae, Streptophyta, Magnoliopsida, Poales, Poaceae. The record is from the annotation of a GenBank genome assembly.
AUGAUGAACCGCCGGCUUGUGCAUCUGAUAGCCCGCGCCACCAUCGGCGGCCGCCAAGCCUACACGCUGCACCCCAUCGACCCAUCGACCUUCUUCCAUGACCGAACGAAACCAAGCGGCGCGGACGAUGAUGGAACGACGAGCAUGGAGGAGUUCCAGCCGCCCCCACCGGCCAUGACCUUCCUCGGACCGGACACGGAACCUCAAGACAUGGAUUUCAUGCCCGUCGGCGAGAAGGGCGUCCUCGCCGUGGACUGCGAGGGUAGCGCCGCCCUCUACUCGGCCUCCUCGCAGACCCUGAGCACCAUCCCCACGCUGCGAGCUCCAAAGGUUGAGCCCGCCUUUUUCCCCGUCGGUGACAGCCGCCUGUACGUCAUGGACCGGAAGCCUCGGCGAGAUCCCCGCCGCUGCUUCGUGGCCCUCAUCCGUGGGCGGGAAUCCGGCCUCCGCUGUCGGAUGGAAUGGCACUGGCGAUCCCUCCCGCCGCCACCCUACCUGGCCCCCACCCGCUGGAACGACGACGACGACGACUACUCUGACUUGGACGAUGACAGGCAAGCCAUGGUAGACGACGACGGCCCCAAGUCCAGUAUGGUGGUGGAGGGCGAGCUGGGCGACAUAGCGGGGCACACGAUGGUCGGCGAUUCGAAGAUCUGGAUAUCCACGGCCCGCGCCGGCACCUACACCUUCGACACGGGCAGCGGCGCCUGGGCGCCCCGGCCGUUGUACUGGAUGCUGCCGUUCCGCGGCCGCGCCGAGUUCGUCCCGGAGCACGGCCUCUGGUUCGGCUUCUCGUCACUGAACAACAAGCUGUGCGCGUUCGACCUCGCCGCCGCUUCCGAGACGAGGCCGCCGGUGCUGAGGGGCCAGUAG